AGGGACGAUGGACGUGCAAGCUACGAAGAUGAUGAGCAUCCAUCUGGAGGCCCUGCUGCCUCCUACUUCCAUCGAGCUGGACAUCCAGCAGAAUAUCCUGGUGGCGGCGCUUCUGGGCGUGGGUCUGCUGUAUCAGGAAACUGUGCACGCGCAUUAUGCUCAAGUCCUGCUCAACGAAAUAGGCAAGCCGCCGGGGCCGGAGACGGAGAACUGCGUGGAGCGCGAGGGGUACGCGCUGGCGGCGGGGCUGGCGCUGGGCCUGGUGUGCGUGGGCGCCGGGGACUCCGCCCCGCCGCACCUCGCGCCCCGCCUGCGCGCCUACGUGCUCGGCGGGGACCCGCACGGUCGCGAUGGCGGUGUGGGCGU
Molecule: messenger RNA, 366 nt
Organism: Papilio polytes (common Mormon)
Lineage: Eukaryota; Metazoa; Arthropoda; Insecta; Lepidoptera; Papilionidae
Gene: shtd
Product: anaphase-promoting complex subunit 1-like
Exons: 3
Biological process (GO): anaphase-promoting complex-dependent catabolic process; metaphase/anaphase transition of mitotic cell cycle; protein K11-linked ubiquitination
Cellular component (GO): anaphase-promoting complex
Molecular function (GO): molecular adaptor activity
Source: RefSeq, a predicted model, not a curated record